Messenger RNA from Aspergillus aculeatinus CBS 121060, 1516 nucleotides. Its product is annotated as tRNA(Phe) (4-demethylwyosine(37)-C(7)) aminocarboxypropyltransferase. NCBI's taxonomy places the organism in Eukaryota, Fungi, Ascomycota, Eurotiomycetes, Eurotiales, Aspergillaceae. Gene Ontology annotation, biological process: wybutosine biosynthetic process; tRNA methylation. Gene Ontology annotation, cellular component: cytoplasm. Bases 134 to 1516 code for a protein of 460 amino acids. The record is from RefSeq and is a predicted model, not a curated record. Gene Ontology annotation, molecular function: S-adenosylmethionine-dependent methyltransferase activity; tRNA methyltransferase activity. The transcript is spliced from 2 exons.
UAUGAAUUGAGGGAGUAUCUGAGUUAAUCUGCUGCAUCAUCAACGCGCGAUCCAUCACCGCGCGGUUAUCAACCAGAAUCAUACAUUGCUCCAUGCAUUAGAAUCCACAAUCAAGCCCCAGCUUGAAGACAAAAUGCAAUCAAACACCUUUUUUCCAGAGCAGGAACUUGUUACAAGUCCCCAAGCUCAAUCGCCCGCCCCAGCCCCAGCUCCACACACAUCAUCUCCUCGCCCCCCCAGAAAGCCAAGGAAACAGACCCUCAACCCCCUCCACCAUGGCAUCCAAGCCUUUAUCACUCAGCACCUCCCUGCAGAUACCCUAGCCAAGCACAACCUGACCCUCACCUCCCUUCCCAAACGCUUCACCAUCUACGAACCUCUCUUACUCCUCCCGGUGAACGCCUUCACCACUCCACCCGCCUGGCACUCCUUGUACGAAGAUCUCACCGCGACGCAGCGGCAAACCCUCUAUACCACCCUUCUCCAGUCCUUUGCCCGCUAUGGCCUCACCCACGUGGCCAUGAACGCGCCCAUUGCACUCACGGACCCCAACUCCGGGGCGGAGAACCGGAUCCGCAGCCCGGGAGGGUUGAUUCCCUUAUACGGGGACUUCGGGCCUCUACCGGAUGCCUCUGCGUCGCAGGGGCAGGGGGAAGGUGAAGCGGCGAUAGCAUGUCCGAGCGCCACAGACCUUGAGCAGGCGUUCUGGGUACGUACUGUCCAAAACCAUGGGAUCGUACAGAUCUGGGCGCCCUUGUAUACCAUGUUCUCGCGGGGCAAUAUUACUGAGAAAGCGCGGAUUCUGGGCAGUGAGUUUGAGGGGUUGGUUGAGGAGCAACUCGGGGAGAAGGUCUCGGAGAUCAGCGUGGUGGACAUGUAUGCUGGGAUUGGGUAUUUCGUGUACUCGUAUCUGAAGCGUGGGGUGAAGAGGGUGUGGGGGUUCGAGAUCAAUGGGUGGUCGGUGGAGGGGUUGCGGAGAGGGUGUAAAGAGAAUGGGUGGGGGUGUAAGGUGUUCCGCGUUGGAGAGGAUGGAUUGUUACUGGGGGGACAGUCACUAAAGGAAGUGGUGGAGGGUUUGACGGAGGAGGAUCGCGUGGUGGUGUUCCAUGGGGAUAAUCGAUUUGCGGCGGAGAUUCUGGGGGGAAUUAGGGAGUGUAUGGGAGCAGGGCAAUGGAGUAGGGUCAGGCACGUGAACUUGGGACUGCUGCCUUCAUCUUGCUUCGCGUAUGCGAAUGCCUGCAAGAUUGUGGACGCUGAGAAGGGUGGGUGGGUGCAUGUUCAUGAGAAUGUCGAUGUGCAGGGCAUCGAGGAGAAGAAGGACGAGGUCACCGCGGAAUUGGGGAGGCUGCGAGUGGAAGUCUUAGAAGUAGAGGCCAAAAAGGUGGCUGCUGCUGCUGCUAGGUGUCGGCAUGUUGAGCAGGUCAAGACUUAUGCGCCGGGGGUGAUGCAUUGCGUCUUCGAUGUGCGGUUAUCUUCAAGAGAAGAGAUAGAAGCCUCCGACACUCGUGGCAAAUGA